UAUAAAUAUUGUGUAUGACGUCGAUUGUAAUCGCAGUUGUUGAACAUACGUUACAACAGUUGGUAGUAGCACAGUCAUUUUACUCUUCUUUAAACAUCUCCUUAUGUUCAUAAUGCGUUCAUUCUUGGUGGUGUGUUGUAUUGCCGCUGUGUCAGCUCAAUAUAAUUACGGCCCCCUGGUCAAUAAUAUUGCCGACGUUGGUGUGAAUACUGAGGAUCUGAACUUUUCUCAACAACAAGUUCAGCCACUUCAAGAGGAAUACAGCAAAUCUUUCUUUUCCUUUAGUGCCCCUGAACAUGAAUUUGAAGAUGUAAAUGCUGGCGAAAAAAUUGCCAAUGCCCUGAAGAAGAAUCUGCGUGUGGUAUUUAUUAAAGGUCCGGAGAACAAAGGUCUCGAAGAAGCGGCCCUACAGUUGGCCAAAACUGCUGCCGAUGAUCGCACUGCCAUCUAUGUGCUCAGCAAACAAUCUGAUAUUGGUUCUCUGGCCAAUCAACUUCAGCAACUCAAAUCCAGCACCGACAACAAACCAGAAGUUCAUUUUGUCAAAUAUCGCACACAGGCAGAUGCAGAAAAUGCCCAGCGUACAAUUCAGUCUCAAUACAAUAGCUUACCUGGUGCAUCCAAUAAUAAUGCUCCUAGUUCUGCUCCAGUUUUGGAUUUCGCAUCGAAAUCGGCGUUCUCCGGCAAUGAAGCUGUUGCCGUACCACCACCAACACCAGCACCAACUUCGACAUCACCAUCUAGGACUUAUGUACCACCAAGAAGUUCGUAUCUACCACCCAGCAAAAGAGUUAAGUGAUAAGCAACGCAAUAGCAGUUAGUAGUUUUAAGGCCUAAAGCAAUUGUAAAUAUAUUUUUUGAGUAGAUUUUAAUACAAAAUGUUCUUGUACGAAAUUAA
Molecule: messenger RNA, 898 nt
Organism: Musca domestica (house fly)
Lineage: Eukaryota; Metazoa; Arthropoda; Insecta; Diptera; Muscidae
Exons: 2
Coding region: 104-799 (231 amino acids)
Source: RefSeq, a predicted model, not a curated record